Messenger RNA from Hyla sarda, 3048 nucleotides. RefSeq names its product zinc finger protein 260-like. Gene Ontology annotation, molecular function: RNA polymerase II cis-regulatory region sequence-specific DNA binding; DNA-binding transcription factor activity, RNA polymerase II-specific. NCBI's taxonomy places the organism in Eukaryota, Metazoa, Chordata, Amphibia, Anura, Hylidae. The record is from RefSeq and is a predicted model, not a curated record. The coding region runs from base 423 to 2606 and encodes 727 amino acids. The transcript is spliced from 2 exons. Gene Ontology annotation, biological process: regulation of transcription by RNA polymerase II.
UUGCUCCUAGCGCACCGCCAGGACAUGUCUAUGAGAUGAGCAGCAGAGAAUAUACAUGUCCCGGGCUGCGCUGAUUGCACUAGGAGCAGGGCAGCGGCGGGGACAUGUCGGCUUCAUUCAGUCACUGACGGCAGACAACCAAUCGGGCGAUUAUUCGAUAACGGGAUUCAUCGACAACUAAUCCCGAUAUCAAUUACAUCGAUUAAUCGCUGCAGCCCUAGACUCUACCUUCUCUGUAUCUGUUAGAUGGGGGAGGUGCAGGUCCUGUGAUGAUGUCACAAUCAUGUGAUCUGUACAUUGGGGGCGGAGCUAAGCAGAAAGGUAAAGAAUGUGGGUAAAGGACCUAUGAGGAUGGUCAUGUGACAGGAAGAGGCGGAGCUCAGCAAUAGAAGAAGCUGAGACAAAGGCUGAGGUGAAGUCACAUGUGGAGGAAUUUUGUACAGUUAUCACCAGGAGGAUCACAAGAAAAUCCCAGUAAGAAUUCUGAGGGAAACUUCAUGUUAUCCCUGAAUGAUAAAGGAGAAGAUGAAGAUAUGAUGGAGCGCUCCUCAGGAGAAGACCUCCUUACCCCUAAUGUCCAUCCAGAUCUAUCCUAUAAUAAUCCACCUGAUCAUGAGGAACCUUCUCCUGACCAACCACACAUUGUUACCACAAGGACAGAUCAGGAACAUGGGAAAGGUUUAUAUUGUGAGGAAUGUGGGAAAGAAUUUAUUAGAAGAGCUCAACUUUAUAGACACAGAAAAACUCACUCAAGGGAGAAGCCAUAUUCCUGUUCAGAAUGUGGGAAAUGUUUUACAGAGAAAUCAGCGCAUCUUAUACAUGAGCGAAUUCACACAGGAGAAAAGCCAUAUUCAUGUUCGGAAUGUGGGAAACAUUUUACACAAAAAGCAAAUUUGAUUACACAUGAGAGAAUUCACAAAGGAGAGAAGCCAUAUUCAUGUUCAGAAUGUGGUAAAUGUUUUAGAAGUAAAUCAGAUGUUUCAAAACAUGAGAGAAUUCAUACAGGAGAGAAGCCGUUUUCAUGUUCAGAAUGUGGGAAAUCCUUUUCACUUAGACAAAAUCUUGCUACACAUGAGAGAAUUCACAAAGGAGAGAAGCCAUAUUCAUGUACAGAAUGUGGUAAAUGUUUUACAAGUAAAGCUCAUGUUUUAAUACAUGAGAACGUUCACACAGAAGAGAGACCAUAUGCAUGUUCAGAAUGUGGUAAAUGUUUUAAACAAAAAUCUUAUUUGUUUACACAUGAGAGAAUUCACACAGGAGAUAAGCCAUAUUCUUGUUCAGAAUGUGGUAAAUGUUUUACAAGUAAAGCUCAUGUUUUAAUACAUGAGAGAAUUCACACGGAAGAGAGACCAUAUGCAUGUUCAGAAUGCGGUAAAUGUUUUACACAAAAAUCUAAUUUGUUUGCACAUGAGAGAAUACACAAAGGAGAGAAGCCAUAUUCAUGUUCAGAAUGUGGUAAAUGUUUUAGAAGUAAAGCAGAUGUUUCAAAACAUGAGAGAAUUCAUACAGGAGAGAAGCUGUUUUCAUGUUCAGAAUGUGGGAAAUCCUUUUCACUUAGACAAAAUCUUGCUAAACAUGAGAGAAUUCACAAAGGAGAGAAGCCAUAUUCAUGUUCAGAAUGUGGGAAAUGUUUUAGAACUAAAUCAUAUCUUGUUAUACAUGUGAGAAUUCACACAGGAGAUAAGCCAUAUUCUUGUUCAGAAUGUGGUAAAUGUUUUACAAGUAAAGCUCAUGUUUUAAUACAUGAGAGAAUUCACACAGAAGAGAGACCAUAUGCAUGUUCAGAAUGCGGUAAAUGUUUUACACAAAAAUCAAAUUUGUUUGCACAUGAGAAAAUUCACAAAGGAGAGAAGCCAUAUUCAUGUUCAGAAUGUGAUAAAUGUUUUAGAAGUAAAGCAGAGGUUUCAAAACAUGAGAGAAUUCAUACAGGUGAGAAGCCGUUUUCAUGUUCAGAAUGUGGGAAAUCCUUUUCUUUUAGACACAAUCUUGCUAGACAUGAGAGAAUUCACAAAGGAGAGAAGCCAUAUUCAUGUUCAGAAUGUGGGAAAUGUUUUACAAGUAAAGCUCAUGUUUUAAUACAUGAGAGAAUUCACACGGAAGAGAGACCAUAUGCAUGUUCAGAAUGCGGUAAAUGUUUUACACAAAAAUCAAAUUUGUUUGCACAUGAGAGAAUUCACAAAGGAGAGAAGCCAUAUUCUUGUUCAGAAUGUGAUAAAUGUUUUAGAAGUAAAGCAGAGGUUUCAAAACAUGAGAGAAUUCAUACAGGCGAGAAGCCGUUUUCAUGUUCAGAAUGUGGUAAAUCCUUUUCUCUUAGAGAAAAUCUUGCUAGACAUGAGAGAAUUCACAGAGAGAAGCCAUAUUCAUGUUCAGAAUGUGGAAAAUGUUUUAUAACUAAAUCAUAUCUUGUUAUGCAUGUGAGAAUUCACACAGGAGAAAAGCCAUAUUCUUGUUCAGAAUGUGGGAAAUGUUUUACAUGUAAAUCACAACUUUCUAGACAUGAGAGAAUUCACACAGGAGAGAAGCCGUAUUCAUGUUCAGAAUGUGGGAAAUGUUUUAUACAGAAAUCACAUCUUUCUAGACAUGAGAGAAGUCACAUUGGAGACUGAUAGAUGAAAUAAUAAAUGAUAAAAAUAUAAUAAUAUGAAGAAUGGAAAUAUGAGAUCUCAGGUAACAGUAAAAUGUGAUGUUUCUAAGUUGUGUUGUGAGAAUUAACCCUUGAAACUAAAGCCAGUGUCAUUACUGGGUCAUCAGCACCUGGGGUCAUGUCACCUUUUGUAGGUAAAUAAUGGUAAUGAGAAGUAAUAUGUAAUGCUCCCUGCUGACACCUCUGUCCAUGUCAGGAACUUUCUAGAGCAGGAGGAAAUCCCCAUAGCAAAGAUAUGCUGCUCUGGACAGUACCUAAAAGGGACAGUAGGUGUCGGCAGAGAGCACUGUGGUCAAACAGAAAAGAAUUUAAAUAAAAAGAAAAUAAUUUCCUCUGUAGUAUUCAGCAGCUAAUAAGUACUGGAAGGAUAAAGAUUUUUUAAUAGAAGUAAUUUACAAAUCUGU